Salmo salar (Atlantic salmon) is the source of this 2760-nucleotide messenger RNA. Its product is annotated as potassium channel subfamily K member 4. Gene Ontology annotation, biological process: potassium ion transmembrane transport; stabilization of membrane potential. Gene Ontology annotation, cellular component: plasma membrane. Gene Ontology annotation, molecular function: outward rectifier potassium channel activity; potassium ion leak channel activity. Lineage: Eukaryota; Metazoa; Chordata; Actinopteri; Salmoniformes; Salmonidae. The record is from RefSeq and is a predicted model, not a curated record.
AAAUCAGGGUAGAGGAAACAAAAAAAAAAUCCCAUUCUAGCUCAGUGUAUCUGCAUUGACCCCUCCCUUCAUCUCUCUCACUCCCUUUCUCCCACUCAUUCCACUUCUCCCUCUUAAUUCACCUCUCUCCCUCUCUUUUCUUAGCGUCAGUUUGAUGGAGUAUCUUUUCAUUUAUUUGGUUCUCAGCAACAGCCUAUCCCACACGCUUAUGCACACUUACUAUCCUAGUGUCUGGUGUCUAGUGUUUUGUGUCUAGUGUGUGAAAGAGACCCUGCCUAUAGCUGCUGAUACCCUGGAUUUUUAAGAUCGUUCAAUUUGAGGCUCUGAGUUUAACUGCCACCCCCAGCGGCUACGGGUCCAAAGACUCCAUCAUCAGGCGCAGCUGGGAGAGGCAGAAAGACAAGUAGAGAGAGAGCUGGGCUCCAGAGCGCACCAGCACUGGCAGCGGGGGGAAGGAGCGUUCUUCUCUGGGGCUGAGCGAAGGUGUGAGCAUGCGCUGCUCCACCCUCCUGUGUAUCCUGGCGGGGGUGCUGCUGUACCUAGUGCUGGGAGCCGUGGUGUUCCAGGCCCUGGAGGCUCCUCGUGAGCAGGACCAGCACACGCAGCUGCAGGACACACGUAGAUCGUUCCUGGAGAACUACACCUGCGUCAGCCCAGACAUCCUGCAGGCUCUCAUAGAGGAAGUGGCAGAUGCUGUGGGAGCAGGGGUGGAUCCUAAUAGCAACUCCUCUACUUUCACCAGCCAAUGGGACUUGGCUAGUGCCUUUUUCUUCUCUGGGACCAUCAUCACCACCAUCGGUUUUGGGAACAUCUCCCCGAAGACGGAAUGGGGGCAGCUGUUCUGUAUCUUCUAUGCCCUGGUUGGGAUCCCUCUGUUUGGUAUCCUGCUGGCUGGAGUUGGAGACCAUCUGGGGACUGGGCUGAGGAAGGCCAUCCUCAAAAUAGAGUUCAUCUUAGCGAAAUGGAAGGUGAGUCCUACUAUUGUUCGUGUCAUCUCAGCUGUCCUCUCCAUCCUGUUGGGGGUAGCCAUUUUUGUUGCUGUGCCAACGCUGGUGUUUCAGGAGGUGGAGAAAUGGACUCUCCUGGAGGCUUCCUACUUUGUUGUCAUCACCCUGACUACAGUGGGCUUUGGAGACUAUGUUGCAGGUGAUAGCGGAGAUGGUGGUAAAGACCACUGGUACAAGCCCUUGGUGUGGUUCUGGAUCCUGCUGGGCCUGGCCUACUUUGCCUCUAUCCUGUCCAUGAUUGCAAACUGGCUUCGGGUCCUGUCCAAGAAGACCAGGGCUGAGAUGGAGGAGCUCAGAGCCCGUACCACUGACUGGGGUCAGAACAUCCAGAACAUGUCCGUGGACUUCCGCAUGCCAGACGACCCCUUCAAACGACGCAGGCGAAAGCAUCGCCAUGGUCCUCGCAGCCGGGGCCAUGGGGCGGGUCAUGUGUCUGGGACCAGGGCCCCUAGGGAGGGGGACAGGGUGAUGGGGAAUGGCCAGCUGAACAGCCAAUCAGAGACUGGGUCGUCCUCAUACUCUUACUCCUCCAACGAUUCCGAGUCGGGGUCAGGGUCUGAGACAGGGUCAGAGGCCACGCAGUCGGAGCGGGUAGUAGAGGGUAAAGAGAAGGAUGUCGAUAAGGAGAACGCCUUCCCAGAAGCCCUGUAUUCCCAGCCUCUGGACUACUUUGGAGAGAACCUGGCAUACAUUGAUGAGUCCUCAGAUGCAGUGAGUGGGAAAUUACAUUUGGAUCCCCUAUUGGAUCCAGCACAGCCCGUCUCUGCACGCUCACGGAAGCCCAAAAGGAGACGGCCCAGAAGACCACCCCCAGAGAAGAUCCCCAAAAUCAGCCCUACCAAGCCUGAGAAGAAAGAGCCAAAUGGAGACAUACCCCCUGAAAAUCCCCCGCCCCCUCCACCAAAGGAUGGAUGAACCAAAUGCUCAAGCGUGAGUUUGUAUGUCAGGUAAAUGAACAGGAAGUCUACUGGUAGCAGCCAAACUCUCCACUUGGGAGAGCUUAACGAUCUGACUAACCGGGGGGGGGUUUGUUUCCAGAGCAUGUUGAAAGUGGAUGUAAGGGAAGAAAAAGAAGUGUUGUGAGAAGAACUGAACCUGAUCGAUUAUGUUUUAUUCACGGCACUGUUCAUGUUUUAUGAAACAUAGUUUGAGUGUGUGUAUGUCAUAUAUGCCUGAUUCUUAUAUGGAGUGGGCCUUGAUGUAAUAGUAGAGUGACUUAUUCAAAUAAUCCUAACAAAACUUAAUCACCAUCACUGCACUGACCUGAGGUUGCCUUGGCAGGGUUUUAAUCAUGUUUUAACGUGCCCCUCUCACCCAUGUUUGUUUGAGCGCUCCCUACUGGGCAAUCAUGGAACUGCACAGCCCUGUUUCCUCUGGAUAGAAUCAGCAGUGAAGUACACCAACACAAAGGGUUUCUAACUCUGAUCAAUCCCUAUUGCUUUUGUCUUUACGGGGAAAAAGGCCUUACGCAAUGACUCUACCAUGAUGAAUUUGCCCCAAAUGUCUGCAGACCAAACUUUAGUAAACAAAGCUUUUGGUCUAUAAUAGGAAAAUUCAAGGCAGGACUAAAUCCUGUCUCUGCCAAUAACCACAUCAGGUCUUGCCUAAGUAUUACAGUACUGACUUUAUUCAUGUGUGCACUGUGUACAGCAUAUGCCAUUGUAUAAAUUGUUUUGAGUAUUAUUCUUCAAAUGUAUUGCACAAAACUGUCAUGUAAAAUAAACAACUUUUAAAUAAAAAAAUGUGAAUACUA